UUUUUUCUUAAGGUGCAAUGAAAGCCUUCCAUGCUUUCUGUGUCGUCCUGUUGGUGCUUGGAAGUUUCUCUGAAGCCAAGUUUGAUGAUUUUGAGGAUGAGGAAGACAUCGUGGAGUAUGAUGAUAAUGACUUUGCAGAAUUUGAGGAUGUCAUGGAAGAUUCUGUUGCUGAACCUCCUCAGCGGGCGAUGACCACCGAAGACGAUGAAGAUGAGGCCGUGGUAGAGCUGGAAGGGCCGGACGCAAACCAAGAGCGAGAUUUUGAAGGUGCUGAUACCCAGGAAGGAGACACCGAGAGUGAGCCAUAUGAUGAUGAAGAGUUCGAAGGUUAUGAAGACAAACCAGACACUUCUAGCAAAACUAAAGACCCAAUAACAAUUGUUGAUGUUCCUGCACACCUCCAGAACAGUUGGGAGAGCUACUAUCUGGAAAUUUUGAUGGUGACUGGUCUCCUUGCCUAUAUCAUGAAUUAUAUCAUUGGGAAGAAUAAAAAUAGUCGCCUUGCUCAGGCCUGGUUUAACACGCACAGAGAACUUUUGGAGAGCAACUUUACCUUGGUGGGGGAUGAUGGAACUAACAAAGAAGCCACAAGCACAGGAAAGCUGAACCAGGAGAAUGAGCAUAUCUACAACCUGUGGUGUUCUGGUAGAGUGUGCUGUGAGGGCAUGCUUAUCCAGCUGAGGUUCCUCAAGAGACAAGACUUACUGAAUGUCCUGGCCCGAAUGAUGAGGCCUGUGAGUGACCAAGUGCAAAUAAAAGUAACCAUGAAUGAUGAAGACAUGGAUACCUAUGUGUUUGCUGUUGGCACACGGAAAGCCUUGGUACGACUGCAGAAAGAGAUGCAGGAUCUGAGUGAGUUUUGUAGUGACAAACCUAAGUCUGGAGCAAAGUAUGGAUUACCAGACACUCUGGCCAUCCUGUCAGAGAUGGGAGAAGUCACAGAAGGCAUGAUGGACACAAAGAUGGUUCACUUUCUUACACACUAUGCUGACAAGAUUGAAUCCAUUCAUUUUUCAGAUCAGUUCUCUGGUCCAAAAAUUAUGCAAGAGGAAGGUCAGCCUUUAAAGCUACCUGAAACCAAGAGGACACUAUUGUUUACAUUUAAUGUGCCUGGCUCAGGUAACACUUACCCUAAGGAUAUGGAGGCUUUGCUACCCCUGAUGAACAUGGUGAUUUAUUCUAUUGAUAAAGCCAAAAAGUUCAGACUCAACCGAGAGGGCAAACAAAAAGCAGAUAAGAACCGUGCCCGAGUGGAAGAGAACUUCUUGAAGCUGACGCAUGUGCAGAGACAGGAAGCUGCACAGUCUCGGCGAGAGGAGAAGAAGCGAGCAGAGAAGGAACGCAUCAUGAAUGAGGAAGAUCCUGAGAAGCAGCGCAGGCUGGAGGAAGCUGCUUUGAGGCGUGAGCAAAAGAAGUUGGAGAAGAAGCAAAUGAAAAUGAAACAAAUCAAAGUGAAAGCCAUGUGAAGUCAUCCCAGAAAUUUGAGUUCUGAUGCCACCUGUAAGCUCUGAAUUCCCUGGAAACAAAACAACACCAGUCCAUUUAACACCUUAAAUUUUAGAUACUCCAGCACCUGAGAAUCCUUAUUUCAUCAUCUACUCUACAUAUAAUUUGGAGUUUUACGGAGGUUGGAGAUGCCCUGAAGGGACUGUUUCAAUAAUUUUAUUCCAGAUAAUCAAAUUAUUUUGAUUAUUUUAUAAAAGAAAUGAUAUAUGAAGUCUGUAAUUUUAAAUAUUUUUAAAAUUAUGAGUCAUCAGUGCUUUUAGGACUUCGGUGUUUGACGAAAUAUCAUGAAAUUUAUAGUUAGAUAACUAGAUUGUGGCUUUUGUUUAAACUGAACUGUUGAAAUGGCUUUGAAGACUGACUUUAAACCAAGAUUCCACAAAUAGCUAUUGAAAUUGCACAAUAAACAUUGCUUGAUGUUUUCUUGUGUGUCUACAUUAAACUUGUGAAAAAGUAAAAUUUAGAACACUGCAUGUGGUGAUGAAAUUUCAGGAACUCAAAACAUAAUGCAGUAUAUGUUUUGUAGGUGGGAGGAGCUGAGGACAGUGUUAGGGAGAUGUGUAAGUGUUAGAGUGGUGACAUAUACACAGACAGUUCUUGGGAUGGUCAUCCAGGAAGGUGGUUUUCUUCAUACCUGAUAGCACGAGCUAAUGACAAUGUGAAUGCUGUAUUUUAAGUGGUGGUAUGUUUAUUUUUCUUGAGUAACAAAUGCAUGAACAUUUAGCACUUCCUGUGGAUCAGAUCACAGAUCAUUGGUCUAUGUGAAGUCGCAGACGUUUUCCUUCUUGGUUGCUACAACCUACUGGCUGUCCAUGGAGAAGCUCUGUUCUCUGUUAUGGCUGUGUUCCUUGCUUCUCUAUGCUUUUUUUCUCUUCCAUGGUUGAGACUGGGUGUGUUCUUUCAGAGAAAUAGCCAUGAAUAUGCAUAAGUAUAAUUUGAAAAAUGAGCUUUCCUAAACUAUUUUGAGAGUUCUUUCUGCUUCUUGAGGAAGAAACUCUUGGGGAAGAGGCCCAUCUAUCUGCACAAGCAUUUAGCUUGUUCAGAUCUCUGCAUUUUAUAAAUGCUUCCUACUAAGAAAGCAUUGUUUAGGUCACUGCUUGUACCGGGUAAGGGUUGGGUUUUUUUGCUGGGAUUGGGGUGGUGGGUAUUUUUGUUGAUGCUUUAUGUGCAGGUCUGGUCUGAGGCAAUAACAAUAAGUUGCUGUGAAAACAGCGUGUGCUACUGGUCUUUGUUAACUGCAUGGAAACCUUUCACAUGAGUUUUUCUCUAAGUUAAUACAGAAAUGUGUAAAUUGGGAGAUGCAGAUGUCAUAUUUUUUAACAGUUCAUGAAAUUAAGUUAUUAAAAUAACAAAAGUAACAUAAAACAUAAUUACUUUAAUGCUCUGUAAUUCUAGACUUAGCCCUGUUUUACAGACCUUUAAAAUACAUUUUAGAAAUCAAAGUUGAUAGUCUUAGUUACCUUUUGAGUAAUAAAAGCUUUCUUGAAGUCCCAUAUGUUUGAAACAUGGCAGCUAAUUUUGUAAUUUAAGCAUUCAUAUGAACUACCUAUGGAUGUAUAUUAAACUGAUUGACAAAAGUC
Carlito syrichta (Philippine tarsier) is the source of this 3083-nucleotide messenger RNA. It is a transcript of the gene CCDC47, whose product is annotated as coiled-coil domain containing 47. The transcript has 12 exons. Gene Ontology annotation, molecular function: calcium ion binding. NCBI's taxonomy places the organism in Eukaryota, Metazoa, Chordata, Mammalia, Primates, Tarsiidae. Gene Ontology annotation, biological process: endoplasmic reticulum calcium ion homeostasis. Gene Ontology annotation, cellular component: endoplasmic reticulum. The coding region runs from base 18 to 1466 and encodes 482 amino acids. The record is from RefSeq and is a predicted model, not a curated record.